AUGAGUUCACUGAUACUUGGAGGAAUCAAGAUGAUUGACCAGUUCAUCAACUUUGUAAUUCGCCCUCCUAGGGCUGAGUAUGAUCCUGACCAAUAUUUGUGGGAGAAGGAUUUUAGCAUCGGUGGCACAAAGUGUAAAAGACAAGACUUGGAGCUUACAAAUUCAAGGGGUCACACAUUGCGUUGCAGUCACUACAUUCCCUCAUUUUCGUUGGAGGAUACUUCUCUCCCCUGUGUUAUAUACUGUCAUGGUAAUAGUGGAUGUAGGGCAGAUGCAAAUGAGGCAGUUAUGGUUCUUCUGCCAUCUAACAUUACUGUUUUCACCCUUGAUUUCUCGGGUUCUGGCUUAUCUGAUGGUGAUUAUGUAAGCCUUGGUUGGCAUGAGAAAGACGAUCUCAAGACUGUGGUAUCUUACCUGAGAAGCAGCAAUCAGGUGUCUCGUAUUGGACUUUGGGGACGAUCUAUGGGUGCGGUUACCAGCCUUCUGUAUGGAGCAGAAGAUCCGUCAAUUGCUGGAAUGGUCUUAGACAGUGCUUUCUCAAACUUAUUUGAUCUGAUGAUGGAACUAGUGGAUGUCUACAAAAUCCGACUUCCGAAAUUCACAGUUAAAAUGGCUGUGCAGUACAUGCGGCGAGUAAUUCAGAAAAAGGCAAAGUUUAAUAUCAUGGAUCUCAAUUGUCUUAAGGUUUCAUCAAAAACUUUUAUUCCAGCUUUAUUUGGGCAUGCAAGUGGAGACAAAUUCAUUCAACCUCAUCACUCUGACCUCAUUCUCAAGUGCUAUGUGGGAGACAAAAACAUCAUCAAGUUUGAUGGUGAUCACAAUUCUUCACGGCCGCAGUUUUAUUACGAUUCGGUGUUAAUAUUCUUCUACAAUGUUCUACGUCCACCUCAAAGUUCUUCAGCUUGCUCAUCUAAACUUGAAAGUUAUUACAAUUUGGGAGAUAUUGAUAGUGCUGCUGCUUUGGACGAGAGUUUUCUGUAUGAGAUCAUCUCUGGUCUUCGUUCGGCAUGUAUCGAUGUUGGAAGUUCGUCGUCUGCACCUCCUGCCUCUCUAAUGACAAAGCCAACGAAUGAGCUCCUUUCAGAAGCCACCAUGCCCAUAACAGAUACUGAUGAGGUUCUUGAAGAAAAUAAUGAUCACAACAUGGAUGAGGGGAAGCUUAUUGAUCAGUUUGAAGAAGGCUGUUCGUUUACAAGCUCAAACAGGGAAAGCUGGGGCAGAUGCUCUUCACUAGGAGGCACUGAGGAAGAUGAGAGCUUGACAACGACGGGCGAGGUUGAUCAGGUCGAGAAAACUGCUGUUAUAAACGCAGAACCAAAGCCAACAGACUCUACUAAAGAAGAAGAAGAGAGGAAGGAAAAGAGAAUAGAGAAAGGAGGUGAAAGAGAUGCAAAGAAGCCUAGACGUGAGAAACUGGAAAGGCUAGAGGCCUUUAGCAAAAGACUGCGGCUUUGCAUCAUAAAGCGAGUUAACCAUGGAAGACAUCAUCGUUCGCAACCCUGA
Molecule: messenger RNA, 1503 nt
Organism: Microthlaspi erraticum
Lineage: Eukaryota; Viridiplantae; Streptophyta; Magnoliopsida; Brassicales; Brassicaceae
Source: the annotation of a GenBank genome assembly